Molecule: messenger RNA, 1377 nt
Organism: Lichtheimia ornata
Lineage: Eukaryota; Fungi; Mucoromycota; Mucoromycetes; Mucorales; Lichtheimiaceae
Exons: 7
Coding region: 1-1377 (458 amino acids)
Source: RefSeq, a predicted model, not a curated record
AUGGCAUCCAAUGAGGAAUUUUGGAGAAUAUGCGAUGAUCAAGGCGUAUGUCACUGCGACUGGCGAUUGACAAUCUAUGGUUGCGAAGAAGAAAGCCAACUACGUGCCAUGUACAUUGCUCUUGCCGUAGUUUCGGGUCUUGUAGGCGUAUUUGCUUUUAUGGUAUUAUACCAUCGAGUCGUCAAUCUCAAACAACAAAUCUUUGAUAUGCGGACGGGGUAUCCAAGGCCUAAGCCCAUCGAGUCAAUGGCCGUGUUUGGAACAAUAUUUAACUUGCUACGAAUGGCACACGCUAUUAUUCUGGUGACUGACGCUGCACCCAACGUCGCGUUUCGCUCAUUCAUUUUCGAGUUUCCAUGGCAAUUUGGUAUUGGUGCACUAUCAUGCUAUUUAUUCGGUAUUGCCCAUACGUUGGCUGAUAGCAGUAAGGUGAUCUAUGACGUAUGGAUACGCGCACCCGUCAUUGUCGAUACGAUGUGCACAGUGAUUAUCACGCUGCCAUUUAUCAGCAACAAUGUUUGUGCUAUUGCAGCAGGCAUUUAUGCUCUUCAUGGAGACAAUUACAUGGCAUCCCAAUUUACGGAUGCAUUGUAUUAUCUUUGGACAUUCUAUACCGGUUUUCAGGCGAUCCUCAUUUUAUAUGCCGGUUUACGACUUUUGCGGCUUUUGAAUCGCCAUCUUUUACAACGUACCGAUAGCCGUGUCGAUCUUGGUAGAGUAAGACUUGGUGCGCUCAAGGUGCGAAUCAUCGUGAUGACUGGAUUUAUUUGCUUGACCGUUUUUGCUGUCAUGAUGGUGCUCUAUGGCCGUUUACGAGGACCCAUUACCGAGAAUUCUGCUUAUAAUGUGGCCAUUGCCGUGAUUUGGAUGUUUGAUGGUGCCAUUACCACUGGGGUGAUUGAAUUCGGCGUUGUUCUCAAUCCACGUUUGGCGACGUUGGCUCCUGGAUUUGGCUCCUCUGCUGGAUUUACUGGAUCCUCCAAUCGCUAUACUUCUGCGGGCACCAAUAAUUUUACAUCUGCAAACACACAUCAAGAGACGACACUUUCAGGUGGUGGCGAGGCAGGCACUCAGUCACAAUCCAAGUGGAUGUUUACUCGAUCAAGCGGUGGUCGUUGGAGUUUUGGUGAAGCCAAAUCAAAGUACCUAUCAGGUGGCGAGAUUGAUUUGAACAACAGCCCCAAAUUGGAGCACAAGCAAGUGGAUCCUAUUCGUAGCCAAAUUGAUGAGGAUCAGCAACACUAUAAUGCCAUGACGAGUAUCCGUGCACCUCCACGCAACAUUUCACCCACGCAUGAUGAUUUUAAUCGACAUCAGCAAGAUGCAGACGCAUUGACUACGUCUUCAGCCACUUAUCUCACCAUGCAACCCCAUUGA